Messenger RNA from Echinococcus granulosus, 1515 nucleotides. RefSeq names its product EF-hand domain-containing family member B. Bases 1 to 1515 code for a protein of 504 amino acids. Lineage: Eukaryota; Metazoa; Platyhelminthes; Cestoda; Cyclophyllidea; Taeniidae. The record is from RefSeq and is a predicted model, not a curated record. The transcript has 8 exons.
AUGGUAAAGGAUUCACAGCUUGAAUUUGCAAGGGUUCUAAACCACGGUUCCAGACCCGAACAGGGUGUAUCAAUGAAAGAUUGCAUAGCACCAGAAGACCUUUCCCCUUUGAAACAAAGAAUUACAAGUGAAAACGAAAAAGUAUACGAAACUAACAGGCGCAAACCUGUGGAAACCUCGCCCAAACCGAAUCUGCCGAGUCAUAUUGAUCCUAAUAAAACUAUCUUUGGGAAACCCUUAGUAAAAGACGGUAUUGCAAAUCUACUGAAUCCUGACAUCCGGAGAAUUGAGAUUCUCAAGCAGGAAUUGGAAGACCGCAUGCAUUAUUUGCGCCCAUAUGCAAGACUUCUGCCCGGUGAACAGGCUGAACGUGGUUAUAACAGCCAGGAUACAAAUCAUACAUUUGGAAAACCCUCCAUGAUUGGGAAGCGAAAUGUAGCCGAGUUGAUGCAUGGCUUCACACCAAAAAAUAUUCUUGGUCUGACAGCUCCAUAUAGCACCCCAUUUCACAACAAUCGAAACGCAGGAAAUCACUGCGUAGACUUAGCCGAACAGGAGAGAAUCGUUAGAGCGCUGGUUAAGAAACAACUGAGGGAUAAAAGGUACAAUCGAGGGCCUGAUCUUGCGGCCGUUCUUUGCGAUCUGGCCAAUGGUGAGCAAUACAUUACCGAAGCGGUAGCUCAGGAGGUCUACGAGGCAUUUGAACCCCCUCUUGACAAUGAGCUGCGUGAGCUGCUUUUCGAUAUUAUCCGUGAAGACAACGGAAGGAACGCCGUGAAUAAGAAACUGUCUGAAACUGUUGAGUUUCGAGAGGAUGGGACAAAUUACCCAAAAAUUAUAAACUGGAGACUUAUGGCGAAAAUACUUGAUUUUAACCGCUUCCAACCCUGGGAGAGACCCUUCGGGCACGGGUACAUCGAUGAAACCCAAUGUGUUCAACAGUCAUCGGAAUGUGCUGAAAAGACUCGACUGCGGAUAGCUAAUGCAAUUAAGGCUAGAAGUAAGGUACCUUCAACGACAAACCAAGCCUAUCAGGGAAACCGCAACGGACUUAUAAAUAGCAGUCUGUGGCAGCCUCUCGGCUUUUCAACCCGAAACUGUGAGCCGAUUGACCUCCUGUACAAAAAUAGGCGACAUGGAGAAAUUUGUGUUCCCACUGCCCAGAGUUCCGUGUGCACGCCCUUUCAAGGAAGAUACGACAGUUGCAAGAGGCGGAUGUUUGUUCUUCGAACCAAAGAAGAGAUUGAGAAAAUUUUGGAAGAAACUGGUUUGAAGGGGGAAAUGAAGGGAGACUGCAGCAUAGAAAAGAUCUGGAGCCUCGCCAAACAGUUCAGCCGGACAGAUCCAGUGAUUAACACAAUAUCCUGCGGAGACGCCAAACGAGUGACGCUGGAGAGCGUUAAACAAGCCCUAAACCAAUGCACUCGCGAGCAGAUUGAGGCGAAAAUCUCUGAGAAAUAUAAAAACUGCUGCGUCUCGACGUCAGUGGCGGUCAACAAGGGUCUGCUAAUAUAA